AAAUCUUUGCCAGAGGUGCGGCGUCGUGCGGUGGGCGUGGCAUUUAAAGGGCUGAGAGAGAGAUCUGUACGGUAAGCAGGAUGGGCCAAUCAUCAUCCAGCAGCGGCAGGCAGCGCUUCACGCGGCGGUAACAGCGCAGCACUCGCGAGCUCCGCACGAGCGCGCGUGCAAGGAGUUUUUUUCUUUCUUCUUUACAUACCGGUGACCGGUUAGACGAGAAUCCGAUGAAAACCAAGGAGCUGCAGUCUGUUCAGAAGUGCUGGCGGGACGACUUCAAAGAAGGGAAGAGCUCUGUGGAUGCGGGAGUACAGGAGCCGAAAAAACUUAUUUUAAACGCAAGUUCUUCCGGUAAUCGACAUGCGACCGAAAACCUGAUACUUCUGAGUCGGGACGCCAGCUUUGAAAGUUCUGAAUCCCGAAGCGGACAGAAAGGAGUAGCGUUACGCGAGGAGAACCAUGAGUGUUGCGUCUCGCUGUGGGACAUGGAAAGAGUGUCAGAAGGAGGUGCCGUGACUCCAGGCAGAGUUUCGGAGGAAAAUGUGACCCAGUGCCUGAACGCACCAGACUUUUUAACAGACUUCAGUUGCUCGUCUCCGUUAGCCGAACGCAAAAUGACUAAAAGUACGUCGCAACCGUCCGUGCCAGGUCGGCAGGGUGGAGAAGCGGAGCGGCAAGCCUCCAACCCGUUCCCUAGGAUUAUUCCCAAACUAAUAGUCACCCAGGACGAUUUAGGUCCCGGUCAGGACAGUCCGCACAUCAGUAAUUUGACUUUAAGCAUGGGCGGCUUUUCGCUGGACCUGCAUCCCGACGAGGACUCGCCCUGCUCGGACAGCGGCUGUGGAGGCUCCCCCGCGCCCUCUCCCUUCCACAGGAAACUGUCCAGCUCCUCCUCCGCUGGAUUGUCCUCCGCCUCGUCCUUCGAGGAGUCCGAGGAUGAUUUCACGGGCAGCGACAUAGAGCCCGCGAGUCUGUCCCCCCGUAUGAUCGGCAGUCCCGACGAACCCACAGGGGCUAAAUCGUGGAGGAAGCUAAAGACUAUGGUGCAUUGCUCUCCAUUCGUGGUUUCGUUUAAGAAACGAUAUCCUUGGGUUCAGCUCGCAGGCCAUGCAGGUAAUUUCCAGGCAGGCGAGUACGGGAAACUAUUAAAGAAGUACUGUGAAUGUGAGCAGCAGUGUCUCGAGAAGCUGAUGAACGACUGCCUCCGGCCGUUUGUUCCCGGUUACUACGGCAUCGUUCAGCAGAACGACCAGGAUUACAACCUAAUGGAUGAUCUGCUGACCGACUUCAACUCCCCUUCGAUCAUGGAUUGCAAGAUGGGAAGCAGGACAUACUUGGAAGAAGAGCUGGUGAAGGCCCGUGAGCGUCCUCGUCUUAGGAAGGAUAUGUACGAGAAGAUGGUAGCCGUGGACCCAGGAGCACCUAGUCCAGAGGAGAAAGCCCAGCAGGCCGUACUUAAACCACGGUACAUGCAGUGGAGGGAAACGCUGAGCUCGACCGCCACUCUCGGCUUCCGCAUUGAGGGCAUCAAGAAAGCAGAUGGCACAUGCAACACCAGCUUUAAAAAAACCAAACAUAAGGAGCAGGUGAUGAAGGCCUUGAGUGACUUUGUGGAUGGAAACACACAGUUACUGAGGAGUUAUCUGCAGAGGCUGGAGGAGCUACGAAGCACUCUGGAGACGUCACAGUUCUUCAGGACACACGAGGUGGUUGGGAGUUCUUUGCUCUUCGUCCACGAUGCUUCAGGCCUGGCCCGAGUAUGGAUGAUAGACUUUGGUAAAACCGUCCCGCUGCCGCCACCCCAAACCCUGGACCACCGCACGCCCUGGGCCGAGGGGAACCGGGAGGACGGGUACCUGUGGGGUCUGGACAACCUCAUUCAGAUCUAUGGAGACAUGCUGCAGGACACCACACCUCCCUCCCCGUGAUGGACGUGUAAGGACACGCUGAUGGAGGGAGGAGCACGACAGGAUAUUGGUUCUUGUGCUGUCGGGGAGAUAAAGAGCCAAGUGGGAAAAACUCCAGCUUGUUUUUUUUCUACAAGCUCUUUUUUUGCACAUGUGGUCCCGUAGAUCCACAGAAGCUCCACCAGAGUCAAAACACACUGAUUACUGAACCCAAACAGACUCGAAGGAGAAGAAACUUUUACAUUUCUUUUUAGAACAUAUGCUACGUUUACUUCCCCUUUUUUUUUUUUACCUACAAAUAUAACACUAUCGAACUGGAAUGCGCUUUUCGUUUUUUUUUAUUUUGUACAUUUUUCUCUGGGGUCCAUGGUUAUGUAAAUAGUGCUUAUUUAAUGAUUAUUUUUCUCUUCUGUAGUUUAACCCAUACCUCAUGAAUUUCUGAAAGGUGGUCUUACUGCCAAACUACAGACAGGCUGUCUUCUUUUUAUUUCCUGUGGUCUUCUAAUCUUGAUUAUACUCGUGGUUUAUAUUUCCAUGACUCAUAUGUCCUGUUGAAUUUUGCAGAACGGUAAACGGUUUAGUCACCAGAGGUUUUACUAGGUUUAACAGUUAACACAUUUGCUUUGCCAGAAAUAGGGUAGUAGUUUUUUUGUUUCGUUUUGUUUUUUUUUUGCACGUUUGAAGACAGUCAAACCCCACCAAGAUUGUAUCUUAUUGAUGAGUAAUAGAUGCAGGUGCCGCGUUUUACACACGUUGACGGAGCGUUUGUUCACGCUUGGUUUUUAAGGUAGCCCAUCCGUAGCUGACCUGUUUGCAUUGUUAGCUUUGGUUUCUAGGUUAGCCAGUUGCAUGCAAGAUUAGAAUAGGUUCGAGAGGUUAACCAUCUUCAUCUGGAUCAACGACCAUCAACGUGAUUUUAUUUUUCACCUUUUAAACCGUUUUGUGAGCUUUCGGGCGGCAGAAUGACCCCCGACCCCCCGCUCCACAGCGGGCACUGUAGAUUUCAGCUUCGUAGUGAUCUCAUCGGCUUAUUUGCAUGAAGAACAAAUCUCACGGUUGAUCUCCCAAACUGCGGUGGAAAAUGAUUUGGGUGUUUGAGCAGGCUAUAGUAAGCGUCAGGGCCACAGAGGUCACGUUAGGUACCGCAGUCAGCGAAAAACCAAAAAGUAACCAGAAAUGUAAUUUAUUUCCCAUCAGAAGUCCACGUUUGUUUAAUUUCCGUGGAUGACGUUCACCCUCUUGCACAAUCUCACAACUGUGAUAAAGCGAUUACCUCACCUGGAUAUUUUUGUUAACGUUAGUUUAUGGAACAUGAUGUUCUACCCCUCUGUGUGUGUGUGUGUGUGUGUGUAUGUGUGUGUGUCGUCUUACAGCUUCAGAGAUUGUGUUUUCCAGCACACUGUCUGUUGGUGUGUCUGUCAGUAUUUCCUCAUGGAAGCGGUGAACUCAUCGCCUCACGCAUUCUUUUGGAGAUCCACUGCAUUGUUUACAGAUCAAGUAUUGUGUGUCUUUCAAAUAGCUGAAAUCGGUUUAUCUCUACCGUACUUCAUGGAACCAGAACUGAAUUUUUUUUUUUUAUUGUUGUCUCAUGCUAUUUAAUACAGUUUGAGGCAGCAGUUUAACUGUAAUGGGGACAAACUGAGCAUCUGUACUCAUCACCUCGAAACUUUGUCUUGAAAGCCAACAAUACAAUAAACUGGAACUGUUAUAUUA
Messenger RNA from Puntigrus tetrazona (Sumatra barb), 3617 nucleotides. It is a transcript of the gene itpkcb, whose product is annotated as inositol-trisphosphate 3-kinase Cb. The coding region runs from base 225 to 1925 and encodes 566 amino acids. Gene Ontology annotation, cellular component: cytoplasm; nucleus. Gene Ontology annotation, molecular function: inositol tetrakisphosphate kinase activity; inositol-1,4,5-trisphosphate 3-kinase activity. The transcript has 7 exons. The record is from RefSeq and is a predicted model, not a curated record. Gene Ontology annotation, biological process: inositol phosphate biosynthetic process. NCBI's taxonomy places the organism in Eukaryota, Metazoa, Chordata, Actinopteri, Cypriniformes, Cyprinidae.